This is a messenger RNA of Pyricularia grisea, 243 nucleotides long. RefSeq lists its product as uncharacterized. The transcript is spliced from 2 exons. Lineage: Eukaryota; Fungi; Ascomycota; Sordariomycetes; Magnaporthales; Pyriculariaceae. The record is from RefSeq and is a predicted model, not a curated record. Gene Ontology annotation, cellular component: mitochondrion. The coding region runs from base 1 to 243 and encodes 80 amino acids.
AUGCAUCCGCAUCUACACAGAGUGGACAAUGCGGGGUGCGAGGAGGUCGUACAGGCCUUCGAGGAGUGCCAUGCUCGGGGCUUCCUGUGGAAAUCCAUGGGCAUGUGUAACGAUCUUAAGAGAUCCCUCACCGAAUGCCUCAAGGCAGAGAGAGCGAAACAUCAACUCGAGAACCGCAACAACACCAACGACAAGAUGAAGCAGGUCAGAGCGAAGUGGAAGGAGAUUGACGAGAACUCUUGA